CUCUCAUCUCGCGCCACGGCUCUCCUAAACAGGAACACCUCAAGACAACAACACAACACAGGAGAGAAAACAACAGCACAGCGUGGUUAGCGGACCAAGCAACCAGUCAACAUGAAAGUCCUCGCCGCAUCAGUAUUCUUGGGAGUCCUCUCCAUCGCCUACGGCGGCUUCCUGCACGGUGGUGGCGGUGGCGCCGUCCUUCACGGUGGCGUCGGUAGCGUCCUUCACGGUGGCGUAGGGGGCGUGGCCGUCCACCAUGCCGCUCCCGCUGCCACCUUCGUCCAACACGCGGCCCCGGCCGUCGCCGUGAGCCGCCCCGCCGUCAGCUUCGCGGCCGCCCCAGCCGCCGCUGUCGUCCACCACGCUCCGGCGUACGCCGCCCCAGCCGCCACUUUCGCUAGACCAGCGGGUCUCGGCUUCGGCUUCGCCCAGCGCUUUGUCGCGUCGGCUCCGGCCGUGAGCUACGUCCAGCACGCCGCUCCCGCAGUCGCUGUCAGCCGCCCUGCCGUCAGCUUCGCUGCCGCUCCUGCCGCCACAUACGUCCAGCACGCAGCUCCAGCCUACGCUGUGAGCCGCCCGGCAGUCAGCUACGUCCAGCACGCCGCCCCAGCAGUAGCCGUCGCCCGCCCGGCCGUCAGCUAUGUCCAUCAUGCCGCCCCAGUUGCCAGCUACGGUGUAGGCUAUGGUGCAGGCUACGGUGUAGGCUAUGGUGCCGGUCUCGGCUUCGGUCGCACCUAUGCCGCGGCCCCAGCCGUCGCAGUUAGCCGUCCCGCUGUGAGCUUCGCUGCACCUGCGGUCGCCGCCGCUCCGGCUGCUGUCGCAGUUCACCAUGCUCCCGCCGUUUCCUACCGUACCGCUGCCGUGGCCGCUCCUGUAGCCACCUAUGGCGCCGGUCUCGGAUUCGGCCACACCUACGGUGCCGGUCUCGGCUACGGCCACAGCUUUGCUGCCCCAGCCUUCGCCCGCCAGGUUUCCUUCUCUGCUCCGGCCGUUGCUGCAGCCCCUGCCGCAGUAGCAGUCCACCACGCUGCUCCAGCCGUCACAGUCGCCCGCCCUGCCGUGAGCUUUGCCGCUCCCGCUGUCGCCGCCGCUCCGGCUGCCGUCGCCGUCCACCACGCUCCGGCUGUCGCCUACCGCGCAGCUGCCGUCGCUGCUCCAGUCGCCACCUUCGGUGCCGGUCUUGGCUUCGGACACGCUUACGGUGCCGGCCUCGGCUACGGCCACAGCUUUGCUGCCCCAGCCUUCACCCGCCAGGUUUCCUUCGCUGCUCCGGCCGUCGCUGCAGCCCCUGCCGCAGUAGCAGUCCACCACGCUGCUCCAGCAGUCGCAGUCCACCAUGCUCCAGCUGUCGCCUACCGCGCAGCUGCCGUCGCAGCCCCGGUCGCCACCUUCGGUGCCGGUCUUGGCUUCGGCCACUCCUACGGAGCCGGUCUUGGCUACGGCCACGCCUUUGCUGCUCCGGCCUUCUCUCGCCAGGUCUCCUACUCUGCUCCGGCCGUCGCUGCAGCACCUGCCGCAGUAGCAGUCCACCACGCUGCUCCAGCCGUCACAGUCGCCCGUCCUGCCGUGAGCUUUGCCGCUCCAGCUGUCGCCGCCGCUCCGGCUGCCGUCGCCGUCCACCACGCUCCGGCCGUCGCCUACCGCGCAGCUGCCGUCGCUGCUCCGGUCGCCACCUUCGGUGCCGGUCUUGGCUUCGGACACGCUUACGGUGCCGGCCUCGGCUACGGCCACAGCUUUGCUGCCCCAGCCUUCACCCGCCAGGUUUCCUUCGCUGCUCCGGCCGUCGCUGCAGCCCCUGCCGCAGUAGCAGUCCACCACGCUGCUCCAGCAGUCGCAGUCCACCAUGCUCCAGCUGUCGCCUACCGCGCAGCUGCCGUCGCCGCCCCAGUCGCCACCUUCGGUGCCGGUCUUGGCUUCGGCCACUCCUACGGAGCCGGUCUUGGCUACGGCCACGCCUUUGCUGCCCCGGCCUUCUCCCGCCAGGUCUCGUACUCAGCUCCAGCCGUAGCUGCAGCCCCUGCCGCAGUAGCUGUCCACCACGCUGCUCCAGCAGUCGCAGUGCACCAUGCUCCGGCCGUCGCCUACCGCGCAGCUGCCGUCGCCGCCCCGGUCGCCACCUUCGGUGCCGGUCUUGGCUUCGGCCACUCCUACGGAGUCGGUCUUGGCUACGGCCACGCCUUCGCUGCCCCGGCCUUCUCCCGCCAGGUCUCCUACUCUGCUCCGGCCGUCGCCGCAGCCCCGGCUGCAGUAGCAGUCCACCACGCUGCUCCAGCGGUCGCCGUCCACCACGCUGCUCCAGCCGCCGUAGCCUACCGCACCGCCGCCGUUGCUGCUCCCGUAGCCACCUACGGUGCUGGUCUUGGCUUCGGCCACACCCUUGCCGCUGCUCCCGCUUUCGCGCACAACGUUCACUACAAGACCAUUGUCAACGGAGGUGCUGGCCUCGGCUAUGGUGCCGCUGCUCCCCACAUCAAGAUCCUCAGCCCCGUGAAGAAAUAAGCUAUGACGUCCUCAUGCUCAAGGGGAGCGUCACCACCCGGGCGGUCUGGGACAACGGUAGCCACCACUGGCGCUCUUCUCAGCAGCAGGCUUAUUUAUUGCUCUCAAUAGCCACUAUGCUGCCCUUGUCCGCCGCCCGGACCAGAUGCAGACAGGGUCUGCUGGGACGCGUUAUGCACGCCCUAGAGAAAGAAAAUAAAUCCUUCUUUCGCUGGAGAACAA
Messenger RNA from Dermacentor andersoni, 2721 nucleotides. RefSeq lists its product as uncharacterized. The record is from RefSeq and is a predicted model, not a curated record. NCBI's taxonomy places the organism in Eukaryota, Metazoa, Arthropoda, Arachnida, Ixodida, Ixodidae.